AUGGCAAGGGUUCUUGCCUCACGCCUCUUCAUAAUGCGCCUCCUCUCCACCAUCGCCGCCGCCGUUCCCAGACCUGCCUCUCUUCUUUCGCGCCGCUCCCUCAUUUCUCCUCAUACCGUUCGCUCCCUAUUCCUGGCUCUCUUUCUCGUCGCCAGAUUCGGCGAGAUCCGGUGCCGAGUGAACCGCGCCGGCGAAGGUGGAGACUCGGCUUACUCUCCCCUGAACUCUGGGUCGUCGUCGUCGUCGUUCAGCGACCGCCCUCCCACCGAGAUGGCGCCUCUGUUCCCGGGAUGCGACUACCAGCACUGGCUUACCGUUAUGGACAAUUCUCUCGAUAAAAUACUUAACAUAUUUUUUAAAUAA
Molecule: messenger RNA, 363 nt
Organism: Arachis duranensis
Lineage: Eukaryota; Viridiplantae; Streptophyta; Magnoliopsida; Fabales; Fabaceae
Product: multiple organellar RNA editing factor 5, chloroplastic/mitochondrial-like
Exons: 1
Coding region: 1-363 (120 amino acids)
Biological process (GO): mitochondrial mRNA modification; cytidine to uridine editing
Cellular component (GO): mitochondrion
Source: RefSeq, a predicted model, not a curated record